Molecule: messenger RNA, 401 nt
Organism: Schizophyllum commune H4-8
Lineage: Eukaryota; Fungi; Basidiomycota; Agaricomycetes; Agaricales; Schizophyllaceae
Exons: 1
Coding region: 147-353 (68 amino acids)
Source: RefSeq, a predicted model, not a curated record
GCGCGGACGCACGACCACUCGUCGCGCAGAGGGCGACGACGUUCGCGGCGUAUCAGUGUGAGAGCUGGGCUUUCCUGACCCGGUAUAGGUUGAAAGAACGCCCAGAUGCGCACGCGCGGACUUGGAUUCGACGGGGUGGCGUAUGCAUGGAACCGUGGAAGACGCCCGGGCGGUCCGGGAGGAGCCCCAUCUGCGCCGGAAAAGGGGGCGGCUCUGCGCAUCGGGCGCCAUUGACAUUGAGUGCAGUGAUCAGCGCGGGAUCAUGGCGCCCGUUACUUAUAGCAGAGUGUAUGCGCAUAGGCGUAUCCCUGGUAAGGUGCGAGCAGCGUGUCGGGGGUGGAGGGCGCACAUGAGAUUGAUCAGGGCGUCAGAUCCAGAUAUCAGUGUACCGCGUAUGCACG